AUGUUCUUUUCCACUAUCUUGGAGGCUUUGACACAUCAUGCCCUGGAGACUCCCGACAAGGCCGUCUUCACCUGGGUUUACAUCAAAUGUGAAGAGCAGAACAAGAUGACAUUCAAACAGCUGCAAGAUGAGUCGAAUGCUGUGGCUGCUCGACUCCUCAAACUCGGAUCCCAAAAAGGAGACCACGUCAUGAUUGCCUAUCCCUUUGGCCUCGAGUUUUUGGCUGGAAUGGUUGGUGCCAUGAAGGUUGGAGUCAUCCCUUGCUCAAUCUAUCCACCAAAUCCCAAUCAGCUCAAGACUGACAUGCCAAAGUUCCGCAGAUUUGCGGAAGAUGCUGGAGCCAAGUAUGCCCUAUCCACCGGUGCCUUCGCCACUGCCAUGACUGCUGCCGAUUAUGAGAAGUUUGCAGGGGAACCAGAAGACAUUUGCCUCAUCCAAUACACAUCCGGUAGUACUGGUCGCCCAAAAGGAGUCAUGAUCAGUCACCACAACCUAGCUGAGAACUGCAGGGCUGUUGGCAUUAUGGCCAAUGUGGAUUCUUCUACUGUGGCAGCCCUAUGGGUUCCGCAAUACCAUGACAUGGGCCUUGUGGCUGGUGUUAUGACUACCCUCUACACUGGCGUCCAUCUUGUCUUGGCAUCACCCCUGGAUUUCAUUGUAAAUCCAUUACUGUGGACUGACAUGGUGGAGAGAUACCAGGCAAACCUUACCUGCGCCCCAAACUUUGCCUAUGCCUUGCUCCUCAAGCGGUUGGAGCAGGCCAACAGGAAAGCUGACUGGAGUUGCGUGAAGUGUGCCGGGUUUAGUGCUGAACCAACCCAGCAAUGUGUUGUAGAGGAUGUGAUAAAGACCCUUUCCAUCCACCCUGAGCAUGUCUACAACAUCUAUGGGCUUGCUGAGUCUGUGGUGUUCCUCACAGGUGGCUGUGCCUACCCUGACUCUGAGGGGCUUGUCAGCUGUGGAGAAGUAGACUCUUCAUCAGUCAAGCUAAGAAUUGUUGAGGCUGGAAAAGAGGUUGAAGAAGGGCAGGUUGGAAGCAUCUGGGCCCAGUCGCCACGGGUUGCUGUUGGGUACUUUGGACAACCUGAGCUAACUACCGCUAUGUUCAAAAAUACUUUAUCUGGAUAUGAGGGUACAUGGCUGGACACUGGUGAUUUGGGCAAGGUUGUGGAUGGACAGCUUUAUGUAACUGGACGAGUCAAAGAUGUGAUCAUUGUCAACGGAAAGAAUUACUAUCCAAGUGAUGUGGAGCUCUCCAUUGAUGAUCUCUUUGGUGAUGUGAUCCGUCCAGGCAGGACAACUGCCUUCCAGCAUGGUGACGCAAGUGUUGGUAUCACAGUGGAGGGGCGCAAGGAUUUUGACAAGUCAGAAAAUGAAUCCUUUGCAUUCCAGAGAGCCAACCAUGUAUCUCAAGUGCACGGGCUUUUAGCUUCUGCGGUAGUGGUCCUAAAGUUGGGUGUGACACCAAAAACUACCUCUGGGAAGCUGAAGAGAAGUGAGAUCAGGCAGAUAACAAUUGCUGGUGGCUGGAAGAAGUCUUCUAUGAUUUUACAGUUCAAGCGGCAAGGAAACUCUGUUCCAAUGAUUGGUGUUAACAAUACUGUCCUUGCUAAAGCAACUUUUGGUGGACUCCCAGGAAGCACUGAUGAAGCUCAGGCACGAAACCCAGAUCCCAAUGUAGAUUGUGCUGUUGCGGCAUCUGGAGCUACAAACCGAGAUGACUUCUCCACAGGGUAUGGUGAUAUUCUCAUGUCAGUCUUGGAGGCUUAUAUUGACACAUCCAAGACUUGGGCAGAGAAUGGACUCACCUCUCUUGCGAGUGCCGAGCUCAGGAACCAGGUUGAGGAAAAGCUGCAUGUGGUGCUCCCAGUCAACUUUGAACAGCUCUACCCAACACCAAAUGCUCUAUCGUUGUUCUUGUCAGCAUCAAAGAGCACGAGUUUUCCCAUAGAAGAAGCUUGCAAUCACUGUAAACUGUGGAACUUUCCAAGAUCUAGGUUGAGCCAGCCACACCUUGGAAUACUGCAAACCCUGGGAUCGGUGAUGAUUCUCCUUUUGUUUCUCGGUUCCAUUCUUCCUUCCUACUUCCUAGUCUCCUGGGUUAUGGACCACUGUGAAUCAUCCAAAGUUGGGGAAUGCAACAGUCCCUUUGUUUGGCUUCUUUUGCCCCUGUCCUUCCCUCUGUACCUGAUCUCUUUUUCCAUCAUUGUGGUUUUCUGCAAGUAUGCAGUCGUUGGAACAUAUUUGCACAGGCAAAUUGAAAUCUUGUCUUGGGGAUACCUUCAAUGGUGGUUUGUUGACAGACUUUUGGAAGUCUGGGAGUAUUUUGUUGGACAGUUCAUUGUGGAGACAAAAUUCAUUUGGAUCUUCUACUGGCUCCUUGGAGCAGACCUGGCAUGGAGCACCAGGAUUGAAUCCUUCCUCCGGGAAUUUGAUCUUGUGACCAUCGGGGAAAAUGCUGUGAUCAGCCACCCUAUAAAGUGCAGGAAAUUCUCCAAAUCAACAGAAACAGGCCUAACGGUUACCUUCCGACCAAUAUUUGUUGGAAAGAGCUGCCAAGUGUCUGGGAUGGUCAGCCCAGGUGCUUCCAUUGGUGAUGACAGCAAGGUGGAGAAAUUGUCUGUUGUUGAAGAAGGGGCUCAAGUACCAGAUGGAGUACUUGCCAGAGGCAAUCCAGCAUGCCAUGCUGGCUCAUUUGAGCCUUCAAAAUCACGGCACUGGGAAGAAAAUCUGCUGAAUGCCUUCAAGAUUGUAUGGCUUUUCCUUGAAGCAUACCAAUACUUUGCCCUUUCCUUCCUUGUGCAUACCACACUCAACAAAAUCUUGCCCUCCAUUGCCCUCAAGUGGCUUUUGAUUGGGAAGCGAAAUCCAUCAGAGGACUAUGCUGGUUCACUGUAUCGCCGGGCAACCCUUUGGGCCUGUGACUUCCACUUCCGUGUAGCUGCUCGGACUCUUACUCCCUUCAUUGGUGUGACCAAACUCUGGCACGUCAUACUUUUCCUCCAUGGUCUCGAUGUCGAUUUGGAAUCACGUCUCAACAAUCCAUACAGAAUCUUCCUCCCCUCCAAGGUUGACUUUAUCAAGAUCCGGAAGUCCUUUGUGGCUACCAUCUCUCUUGACUUCAGGAAGCAAUCAACUUCCAAGUUUGAGAUCGUCAAUAGUAGCAUUGGUUAUGGUGUCAAUCUUCAUGCUGGCGUCAAGAUUGUGCAGUCCUCGAUCCCACCAAGGCUGGACGUGUCUGGUGAUGUCUACGAUUUGAACACCUCAGGUCGGGCCUCGCAACCCAGCAUAUUUAUGGACUUUGUCCUCCCAGAAGUCACACAGAUAUUCCUGGCUGUGGUGCUGUUUGUCUCCCUCAUACCUUCCUAUGAACUUGGACGAGCUUGCAUGAACAAUGCAACAACUGGUGUUGCUAUGUUUGGUCUUCUCAUGGCUGUCCUUCUGCAGUUGUUUUUAUGGCUUUUAUCCUCCCGUGUUUUUGAGUCAAUCCAGUUGAAUCUUCCAACCGGUGUUCAAGAGAGCACAAUCGGAGCAUAUGUCGCAAAUGUUUGGUUUUUCCGGGUUCAAAAUGUGCUGGAACUACUGCUUGCCGGAACACCCAUGUUUACCUACUAUGCUCACAUAAUGGGAGCUGAAGUGAAUGGUGACUUCUGGUACUUUGGCAAUGCUAUCUAUGAAUAUAGCAAUCUCCACAUUCAUGGGAGCACCAUCGUGGACAGCUCCAGCUUGAAUGGCCACUAUAUCGAUGGCAAUGGACUGACUAUUGAUGACACACACAUUUCUGGUGUUCUGCAUCCCGGUUGCUUUGCAGUUGCUGGAUCAAAGGCAUCUGGUGAGAGUGGUCCAUGGAAAGUUAUCUUGGGUAGGGGUGGUGCCCCAGCCUCCUCUGCUGAUUUUGGGGAAGUCACAAGAUCAAAAAGCAUGAAAGGAGACCCAGAAGUUAAUGUGUAG
This is a messenger RNA of Seminavis robusta, 3951 nucleotides long. The record is from the annotation of a GenBank genome assembly. NCBI's taxonomy places the organism in Eukaryota, Bacillariophyta, Bacillariophyceae, Naviculales, Naviculaceae.